AUGUCUCUCUCCCCGGAGUGGGCAAAGUCCGUUGUUGUGCGGUCGGAGGGAAACAUAGUGGCGCAGCACCAGCAGGCACCCACAGCGGCCCGCACAUACGCCGUGGCUGGUAGGCCUAUUAUUGUGCGCCGACGCGACCCCCGCGUCUUUACUGCUGAGGCAGCAACAUCAGCGCAGAAUAACGGCGGUGAGGAGAGCAGGCCGCAGGGGCCGUCGCUGGGGUGGCUCGUUACUGGGCGCGACGUCGCGGAGACCUUUUGGGUCCCCGACGUGAAGCGCAAUGAGGCGAGUCUGCUGGAGACCAUGUACCGCCGCACGGCAGCUAACCGCACCCACGUGCUGCUUCACAGUAGACCGCUACCGGAGCUGCAGUACAACUUCUCCACGUGCACUGGCGAGAAUAUUGACCUCUCCCAUGACGUGUUUCGCCUCUCCAAGACGUCCAUGGCAAUCCUGCAGAUGGAACGACAUUUAUCUGACGGAGAUGAAAUUCUGCUGCAUACCAAUGCCGGGUCGAGUAGCGGGGCGAAUGUAGACGCGUCCAGCAGUCAGCGACGCACGCAGCCCACCUCUGAUGUGGCGAGUAUCACAGGCAAGACGUUCAAGGAUCAACUUCGCCAUGGCCUGCGCUACAUACAUGAGGAGGAGUAUUACCUUGUGCGCUACCGCGACUACAGCGCGUGGGCGGUGCAGCAGUACGCCGCCAUUGCCAAGAAGGAUCACUACUGGGGCAAAAAGUACGUUGAACAGUGCUUUGCCGUCCACGUUGGCAAGGAGCCAGGCGAGCUGAUCCCCAUCACUGAGGCGCAGUUCUUGUUUGGGGUAGAGCUUCUGCAACGUCAGUUACUAGAGCAGGUUGGCACACGCGUAUCCAUUGACAUCAACUACUCUGCACUCAGCAAAGACCAAUUCCGCUCGCUUGGGGUUCUCCUCGGUGACGGCAUGAGGGCUGUUGCCGUCGAUGGGGAGGAGCGCCGCCGCCAGGAGGAGGAGGAAGAAGAGAGGCGACGCACUGUAAACACAAACAAGGAUGCGUACGUGCCGCCCAGCAUGUGGGACUGGAGCCCGAGCGCGAUUAAGAAGCGUAUUGAUCACCAGCUGCAACUGCGCUACCAAGCACUCGGUCGCUUCGUUGUGCGCAUUGCAGUGCUUGGCGUGGGCUUGUACGUGGCGUGGUCUUAUGUCAGGCCCGCCCUCCCAAUCGAAGGCAGCAGCACCGUGAGCGGCGGUAGGGCUCAGAGGCGUGGCCAGCGGAGUGGGCGUGGCAACGUGUACGCGGAUGACGGCGACGCAUUCGUGCCCAAGGGUUUCCUGCGGAGCGUCUUGCUGGGCCCGAAGGAAGUGUUCGACUAUCUCCUGGCGCCCGCAAGCUGA
This is a messenger RNA of Trypanosoma grayi, 1374 nucleotides long. RefSeq lists its product as hypothetical. The transcript has a single exon. The record is from RefSeq and is a predicted model, not a curated record. NCBI's taxonomy places the organism in Eukaryota, Euglenozoa, Kinetoplastea, Trypanosomatida, Trypanosomatidae. The coding region runs from base 1 to 1374 and encodes 457 amino acids.